This is a messenger RNA of Moneuplotes crassus, 1112 nucleotides long. Lineage: Eukaryota; Ciliophora; Spirotrichea; Euplotida; Euplotidae. The record is from the annotation of a GenBank genome assembly.
UAAAAAUAUUAGAAAAUGGACAGUUUUAAGCAAAUGAUGAUGAAAAACCGGGCUAAGCCGGAAGUUACCACCCAGGAUAAAAAAGAGGCCUUAAUCAAGAAGAAAAAGGAAGAGAAGAGGAAACAGCUGUUGGAGAAGAAAUUACAAGAGCAGAAGAGAAAGGAAGUCUUUGAAAAGCUUCAGGCUAAAAAUAAACCCAAACCUCUUACUGCUAAGAACAGUACCAAGGACGCUCCUAAAUCUGCACCUAGAGACAAAAAUAAUCAAAAGGAAGUACGUCUACCUGAGCCUAAAAGAGAUACCGAGGAAAGCAGACUUGAAGAACGAAUGAGGAUUCAAAAACUCAAAGCUCUCAGGAAAGCUAAAGCUCAAGAGAGAGCUCUCGGGAUCCAUUCAAAUACAGAAUUGGACUCCGAGAUUAACAGAAUUUCUCUGAAAAGACAAGAAAAACCUAAGCCAAGAGAGAUAAAGGAGAAGGCUAAAUCUCGACCUAGUAACACAAUGAUUUCAGAUCGAAAUUUAUCAAAAGCUCAGCUGAUCAGACAAGCCGAAAUUCUGAGGAGGAAAAAUGAAAUGCUGAAGAAAAGAAAGCUUUCUGAAGAGGAGAUCUCCAGACCUCGCCCUUCAAAAGAGAUGAAACCAAGAGUUUCGACUAGAGAGGAAUCCAAGAAGCCUAUCAAGAAGGAGGUGACAUACUUUUGAUCAGUCUGAAAUUUUGAGCAUGGGGCAGAUUAUCAUAGGAAGAAGUUUGAAGAACGAGAAAGAAUUCAACAGCCUAGUAAAAGACCCUCAGACUUGAGCUCCACUCAGUCAAAAAGAAGGAAAAUAAUUGAGGAAGAUGAUGACCUUGAUGGAUUCAUCGUCAGAGAUAACUUAGAUGAAUCAAACAUGGCCAGUAAUGUAAUCAAAUAAACUCUAUGGACACAACAAACACGACGCUUAUUACAGUGAUGAUGAAGAUGACAUGUGCAUGGAAGCAGGCUACGACCAAAUUGAGAAAGAAGAGUUCAUAUCGAAAAAGAUCGGGCAGAAGGAAGAUCAAAUUGAGUACAAAAGAAUGCUUGCUCGAGGAGAAAUCCCAUAAUAAUCACUUAGAAUCAACCCUUAUUAUA